Fomitopsis serialis is the source of this 333-nucleotide messenger RNA. RefSeq lists its product as uncharacterized. Bases 1 to 333 code for a protein of 110 amino acids. The record is from RefSeq and is a predicted model, not a curated record. Lineage: Eukaryota; Fungi; Basidiomycota; Agaricomycetes; Polyporales; Fomitopsidaceae. The transcript has 2 exons.
AUGGCUUAUGCACCCUCUCUGGCAGGAUCUAUCUAUGCUGUCCUGCUGGUUAUUCUAGCCGAUCUGCGUAAAGACGUCAUACAAUCCGUUGGUGACUUUGCUUGGACGGUCGCCAACGUUCUACGUGAUCCCGACCCAAAUACUGUGGCAGGUAGUAUAGUCAUUCAGCGUAUCAUCCCGGCUAUAGACCGCGUGCGAGCGCAGCUACCUCUGCAAUUUGACGCACUGUACUCUCCUCCCAUGCUGGUAGAACUUGGCGUGGCAUUGGACGCGCUUGAUUGCUCCAAUCUUGAGCACUCCGAUAAAUUGUUCGGCUCCCUAAUACUCAAGUGA